AUGCUUAUCCAAGAGUCUUACGUCGACGUGCCGACCACGGCCGACGGCAAGGAUGGCACCAUGCGAAUCUUCCUUUUCCACCCUUCGAUCCCCGGCUACCCCAACGCCAAAUUCCCCGGCGUCGCCCUGUUUUCUGAGAUCUACCAAGUGACCGGCCCCGUUGCCAGAUUUGCCCGUCAGAUCGCCGGACACGGCUACAUCGUCGCCGCACCUUCGUCUUACCACGACUUCACUGGCCCUGAGCCUCUGGCCUACGAUGUUCCCGGUACCGACAAGGGCAAUGCCUGGAAAGUCGAGAAGACCCUCGAGUCUUAUGACGAGGACUCCCGCCGGACCGUAGACCACCUCCUCAGCCUGCCCACCUGCACCGGUCUCGUCGGCAGCACAGGCAUGUGCCUUGGCGGCCACCUCGCCGUGCGUGCUUCCCUUGACCCUCGCAUCAGCGCCUGCGUCUCUUACUUCGCAACCGACAUCCACAGCCGCACCCUCGGCCCUCACACCGCCAAGAACACCUCCCCUACCCCUCCCGAGAACAGCACCCACACCCUCGACCUCUUCCACACCCUCAAGCACGCCGAGGUCGCCAUGAUCUUCGGCGUCAAGGACACCCACGUGCCCCCCGAGGGCCGCGACCUCAUCCGCGCCAAGCUGCGCGAGGCCGGCGUCACGACGUCCUUUUACGAGUUCGCGUGGGCCCAGCACGCCUUCAUCCGCGACGAACUGAGCAAGGGCCGCUACGACCCGGCCAUCACCAAGGUCUGCUUCGAGGUUUUGCUCGAGUUGUUUGGACGCGCGUUGAAGACGGAUCUGGGGCUCAAGGAGGGUAUUAGUGAGCCGGAACACGUUUGCUAA
Molecule: messenger RNA, 852 nt
Organism: Colletotrichum truncatum
Lineage: Eukaryota; Fungi; Ascomycota; Sordariomycetes; Glomerellales; Glomerellaceae
Product: dienelactone hydrolase family protein
Molecular function (GO): hydrolase activity
Source: RefSeq, a predicted model, not a curated record